AUGUCCGACGGGGUGGUGUUGGAUGGAACGACACUCUGCGCGGUGGCAUGCGGGCUGACUUCUCUCGACAUGAUUCCACUCCUGUGCGGUCGCACGGCUGAUGGCCAAACGGAGGAUGCACCGCCGCCGCCCCCCCGCAGCAUCACUGAGGCACAUCUCAGCUUCAACGCCAUUGACAGCCGCUCUUUGUGCCGCCUCUCGCAUCUCGCCGCCACCCUCCAGACCCUCGUCCUUGACAACAACGAGCUGCAAGAGGUGUCGUCGCUUCCGCCGUUGCCGGGGCUUCAGCGGUUGUGGCUUAACAACAACCGCCUCGUGGGCCUGGACGACGUGUUGACUGUUGUCUCCAUGCAGUGCCCGGCGCUGACGUAUCUCUCGCUGCUCCGCAACCCCUGCUGUCCGAGUGAACUGGACGGCCACUUGCCGAUUGAGUACACGCGGUACCGUCUUUACGUGAAGUACGUGCUGCCCAAGCUUGCGCAUCUUGACACGGAUUCCUUCACGCAGGCUGAGGCAAAAGAAGCAAAGAAAAAGGGAAAGUUUGCGCGGCCGGCAAGAGUAAAAACCAAUAAUGGGGCCGCAGAGAAACGCCCAAUAACGGUGCGGGUGAAUAACAACCGCGACACGGAGCAGAGUGGAAACAACAGUGUAGAAAGGGAAGAUUUAUUUGCUUCUUUUGAUGCUCGCCGGCAUGAGGGAGCGGGUGCCGUAACGUACCUGUCAGAGCACCGAACCGUCUAUGUUGGGCGAAGGAGUGAGGGCAACAGGUUUAUUUGUGACGACAUGCUUUAA
This is a messenger RNA of Trypanosoma cruzi, 792 nucleotides long. RefSeq lists its product as uncharacterized. Gene Ontology annotation, molecular function: protein binding. Lineage: Eukaryota; Euglenozoa; Kinetoplastea; Trypanosomatida; Trypanosomatidae. The coding region runs from base 1 to 792 and encodes 263 amino acids. The record is from RefSeq and is a predicted model, not a curated record. The transcript has a single exon.